CAGGAGUGGCAGUGCCAGGCUGGGGCGGGAGGGCUCGGCACAGGCUCCCAGGGCUGGGGAUGGCGGGGGGAGCCCCAGUGCUUCUCUCCAUCACCCCUUCCAGCACCACGUGGGACGCUCAGCUGGACAGGGACAGUAGGAAAUGCUCGACCACAGGGCCUGGGCUCCACUGGGAAUGAUUGAGGAAUUCCCUGAGCUCACAGUUCCCUGUGCUGGAGACCCCAGGCAGGUCUCAAGGACCAUUGCCUGAGCCAGGGGAGGUUUGGGGUGCUGAGCAGCCCUCAGCAGAGUUUGUCCCUGGCACCCCCAGACUGAGCCCAUCCUGCUGCAAGUCCUGGUCCCACCACCCUCUUCCCUGGGUAAACUGCAGGGUACAGAUGGGGGCAUGGACAGAGGGCUCUGAGCAAGGUCCCCAGCGUGUCCUCAGGGGCAGAUUUUAACCUGCUGAGUUUCCCUCCCAAGGCAGCAGACAACCCAGCUGAUGAUGGCUUCCGAGCACCAAAUGCCAGCCUCCAAGCAGCAGCAAGCCAGCUCCAAGAUUGCCAUCUUCGAGCAGGAGAACUUCCAGGGCCGCUGCCAUGAGCUCAGCGGGGCCUGCCCCAACCUGAAGGAAGCCGGCGUGGACAAAGUGGGCUCCAUCCUGGUGCACUCCGGACCCUGGGUGGGCUACGAGCAGGCAAGCUGCAAAGGGGAGCAGUUUGUGUUUGAGAAGGGGGAGUACCCCCGCUGGGACUCCUGGACCAACAGCCGGAGAAGCGACAGCAUCACUUCCCUGAGACCCAUCAAAGUGGACAGCCAGGAGCACAAGAUCGUGCUGUACGAAAACCCCAGCUUCACCGGCAAGAAGAUCGAAAUCAUAGACGACGAUGUGCCCAGCUUCCACGCACACGGCUACCAGGAGAAGGUCUCAUCCGUGCGGGUGCAGAGCGGCACGUGGGUGGGAUACCAGUACCCUGGCUACCGGGGCUACCAGUACCUGUUUGAAAAGGGGGACUACAAGGACAGCUCAGACUUCGGCGCUCAGCACCCCCAGAUCCAGUCGGUCAGGCGCAUCCGGGACAUGCAGUGGCACCAGCGCGGUGCCUACCACCCCACCAACUAAAGCCCCCGGCCCGUGCCGGGGCGCGGGGAGCGGAGCAAGCGUUCCCCCGGCCGCCGCUGUGCCCCCGCGGCCUCGCCUCUCGCCUCCCCCCGUGUGAUGCCCGCGCUGCCGAAGCAACUCAAUAAAGCUUGGAGUUUCAAAGUCCCA
Haemorhous mexicanus (house finch) is the source of this 1249-nucleotide messenger RNA. It is a transcript of the gene CRYBB2, whose product is annotated as crystallin beta B2. Gene Ontology annotation, molecular function: structural constituent of eye lens. Gene Ontology annotation, biological process: visual perception; lens development in camera-type eye. Bases 482 to 1102 code for a protein of 206 amino acids. The record is from RefSeq and is a predicted model, not a curated record. The transcript has 5 exons. NCBI's taxonomy places the organism in Eukaryota, Metazoa, Chordata, Aves, Passeriformes, Fringillidae.